CAAGAACCCAAGUGCCGACACAAGAACCCGACGGCCGACACAAGAACCCUGCUCCCCCUCCUCUCACCCGCCCCCCCUAAGUUUUUCUCCCUUGGGGGGGCGGCGGCCGCGGCGCCUCAGGAACGGAGCCGGAGCUGACCUGGGCCGCGGGCGGCGCGGGGGCGGAGGAACACGGCACGCUGGAUUACCUGUGGUUCUCCCCAGGCCUGCUGGAGCCCGUGCCGGGCAGCCUGCUGCCCACGCCGACGCUCGGGGAGGCCCGCGCCGAGGGCGGCGGCCUGCUCGGCUCGGGGGUGCCCUCGGACCACGCGCCGGUGGGCGCCGUGUUCCGCCCCGCGGCGCCGCCAGAGGAGGACGCCGUCGUGGUCGUCGAGGAGGCCGCCAGUCCGCGGCGCGCCCCCUGCUGGGGGGCGUGCCCCGGCUCGUAGGGCGCCGCGGCGGCAGCGGCCGCUCGGGCGCGCCCCUCGGGACGAGCACGCCAAUCGCCGUCGCGGAACCGGAUGGCGAGCUGGACCGCAUCGCCCAAAGAGGUUGCGGCUCCUGUCGACACCAGGCGCUGGCGCCCCGCGUUCUGCCCGCGGACGCCUCGCAUUCUGCGCUCGCCGGCGCCAGCAGCACCAAACGGCAGCUGCACAUGGCACAGGCGCGCCGCGGUGCCUGUUUGCGAGAGUGUCGCAGGGCGGCGCGGUGCCCGCAUUGCGCCCGCCCCCUCCCCAUCCCCCUCCCCCCUCCCCGCCCCCCACGGCCCCACAGGGGCUGCGCGCGCUCGCGCCCCCCCCCCGCCGCAAUUGUACAGGGAGCGCCGCCCCUGCCCUUGCACAGUGCGUCUUUUUGCUCGUCGCGGGGGAGGGGGGGCGGCCCGCCCGGCUCCGUCGGCGGAGUGCGCCUUCCGUUGCCGCCGGCCCAGGUGUGGGGGGGAAAAAGGCUUGC
This is a messenger RNA of Prorocentrum cordatum, 930 nucleotides long. The record is from the annotation of a GenBank genome assembly. Lineage: Eukaryota; Dinophyceae; Prorocentrales; Prorocentraceae.